Molecule: messenger RNA, 2514 nt
Organism: Chara braunii
Lineage: Eukaryota; Viridiplantae; Streptophyta; Charophyceae; Charales; Characeae
Source: the annotation of a GenBank genome assembly
CGCGGUGGUGGACUGGGUUGGGGUAGAGCUCAUGGAAAACACGGUUUACUUAGUGACGAGAAUUGAGUGGCGUGCAGAUGAAAACGGGGAAUGGAACCCAGACUCACGGGGACAUGUGCGUGUGGAGGGUCGGUUGCAUGUGUCGGAAGACGGGUGGCGGGCGUUCGGAGUCCCGUUGGCAUCAGGGGAAGAUCCGUUAAGUAUGUUCGAGGGAUCAUGGCAACUAGUGUGGCAGGCGGGGUUCGAAUUCGCAGACCCGGAACUUGAUGAUGUGACCGCCAACCUUAGAGUAGCCAUGGUCGGAAGCUUCGAGCUGCCCAGUGAAAACGUCCAGAUGAGAUUGCCGUCAUUUUUGCUAGAGAGGUUAGGCGGCGUGGAGCUUGUCAGGAGGGUUGUGGCUGACCUCGCCAACCUGGCGUUUGAGGACGCGAUGAUUCACCAAGAGUAUUACCGGGCCUUUCUAGAAAUGGGGCCAUUCAGUGGAGAACAGAGGUAUGAGGUGUUGCGGAUCAUGCGUGUUGUGUUUACCACCAAGCCAAGAACUCCGGUUGUUAGCGAUGAGGUCCUAUGGGGCGUUGCUGGGGAAAAGCAGGGGGAUAGCAAGGAAGAAGAAGGGACCAGUCCGGCUGGUGAAGCAGGUAGCUCUGAGGGAGGUCUUAAGAAAAUAGUAGUUACCCUCACCCGGUCUCUAAAUAAGAAUCAGGGGUAUCUGGCCGAUGCCAAGAAGAAACUCACUUUUGAUGGGGCGAACAUCACGGAGUUCAUGAUAGACUAUGAGAACCUGGCAGCCUUGUUGAAAUGGAGUGAGGAAGAGAAAAUGCACCAUUUGGGGCAGCAUGUGUCACUGAGUCUGGGUGGAGACAUUAUUGCCAUCGUCGCCACUAGUGGAUCUUGGAAGGAAACCAGAAACGAGAUGAUGAGGAAGUACCUAAAGGCGGAGAAGAUGGCAACAGAAGCCGAGUUGGCGGCAGUCCAAAGGAAGAACUAUGCCACUUACAAUGACUUCCUAAGGGCGUUUACUCUAGUGGCACUACGAAUCCCCAGGGUAACAGACCGGAUAAUGAGUAAGUAUUUCCUCAGGCAUUUCUCCAAAUUCGACAAAGAUCAAAUUCUUUCAGCUUACCAGCAGACUAGCAAGUUCGAGUACACUAAGGAUGUGGACUUCAGCACGGUAACAGUCCUCGCAGAAAAGACAGUGGUGACCGAUACGCUAACCCUGCUUAAGGAAGGAGAGGUUAUAAACUUGACUGGGAAGACGGGGGAUAAGGUCAAGAAGGGGAUAGAGAGCCUGCACGAACGAGUGCACGGGGUUGACAGCAAGAUGGAAAGAAUGGAAAAUGUGCUAUUAGUAAUGCAGGCGCGGGUGUCCCGACCCGCCCGCCCUCCCCAAGAGGCCGUAGUUCCGGCAGCGGUAGCGAACCGGGGGUAUGGCGGAAGGGAUCUGGCCAAUGAACAAUGCAAGUAUUGCACAAUGGUCGGACAUUUCGUGCGGACCUGCCCAAGACUCAACCAUGAUAUCAUGAGACAAAGAUGCAGCAGGUCCCUUAAGGGUGAGAUUCUCGGACCCCAGGGAGAGCGCGUAAAUUGGAAUUUGCCAGGAGGGAUGCGGCGUGCCGUCAUCAUCCUGAGUAACUUGGAUAUAGCCGCCGUAGAAGCACAACCGGUAGCCGAUAUUGUCUGGGACCAACCGAGGGGACGUGGACCACAAGCCAAUUUCAUCCUAGAAGGCAAUGGGCAGGAUAGGGUAAACAUCACCACCCGACGGGCCGGUGCGGAAAAGAAGCUUAUUCGAGAUACAGUAAUAGAAGAAGUCGUAGGGACUAGCGAAGAUCAAGGGGAAACCGAGACCGAAAAGCCGGAAAAGGUCUACGAAAAAGUCAGGGAGGAGGAGCCGGUAGACAAAGCAGUGGCGACAAAGAAAAAAUUCAGAUACCAAAUUCCGAUUUUGACCGUGCCGAAAGUAGACGGUACACUGAGCAAACUGUUAGGUACCAUGGUAUCGGUAUCCUUUCAGACCAUGUUACAAGCAAGUCCGAGACUGCUUAAGAGUCUUAGGCAACUGUUAACGCGCAGGCGCGUGGAGGUGGAGGAGGCCCCGGAACCGCAGGAGCAGGAGACGGAAGAGGCAGAGGCACCCCAAGGCGUCUCCAACCUCCAAAGGAUUCCUGGGGAUUUGAAGGACCUGGAAAAGGCCUUUGCAGACAUCCGCCUAAGCCUACCGGACCGAGAAGGGGGUGAAGUCAUGAGGGCGUCACCCGGGACAAAGCUUAGCUUCCAUGCAUUGCCCGUAGGAAAGCUGAAAAUCCAAAUCAGAACCCACCACACAGAUGCAUUAGUGGACGGCGGUGCAUAAAUUACCUCAUACGACGGGACUUUGCAACAAUUACCGACUGCAUCGUAAACAAGGAAGUGACGGGGAGUAUCCGGGGAGCUGGCGGGGAGAUUCCCUUUGCAGGGUACGUUACGAAAUGCGCAGUCAGGGCGGGGAUCAGGGAAUCAAUUUGGUCCUUCCAG